GCUGGGCGGAGCUGGCCAGGGGAAGGAAGGAGCUGCAGCAGAAACGAGUCGGCUGAGCUCAGAUUCGCAGGAGCUGCCGAGUCUUGGAUGGUGGGAGAAGAUGGUGCAUCUCUAUCACUUUUUGCUGAUCCCCACUCGCCUGACCCUUAAAGCCUCUACAAUCUUGUACCGGCUAGGCGUGUGUAGUAUUGCUUGCCUCACUGCAGCCUUCUACUCUUUGUGGGUGCUAUAUUUGAUACUGACAAAGGGGCCUUGGGUGGUCUUCCGUAAAAUGAGGCAUGAUGUACCGCCAAGCUGCCUCACGGACACAUCCUGUGGGGAGCACCGCUAUUUGAAACUUCGGAACUCAGGACUGAGGCUCCACUACGUUGUAGCUGGCCAGGAAGGGGCACAGUUGAUGCUUUUCUUGCAUGGAUUUCCCCAGAAUUGGUUUGCCUGGCGCCAUCAAUUGAAGGAGUUUAGGCAGGCAUUUAAGGUGGUGGCAGUCGAUUUGCGAGGUUAUGGCUUCUCUGAUGCACCAGCUGGCUCUGAGCACUAUCGAAGAGAUCUUUUAUUGGAGGAUAUACAAGGGAUCAUUGAGGCACUGGGCACUGAUGAGAAGAAUGCAUUUACUAAAUGCAUCUUGGUAGGGCAUGACUGGGGUGGAACCAUUGCUUGGGAGUUUGCUGCCAGUUUCCCCAGUAUGGUGGAGAAGUUGAUUGUCCUGAAUGGUGUUCAGUUCCAUGUCUUGUCAGAGUAUCUUGCACAACAUCCUCACCAGAUGCUGCGGUCCAACUACAUGUUCCUGUUUCAGCUUCCCAAACUGCCUGAGUUCCUGUGGUCCUGUUAUGAUUUCCAUAUUCUAAAAAGUACAAUGACUAGCAAGAAGGGAGGAAUUCAGAAUCCAGCACAUCAUCACACAGGGGAGGAGACAGAUGCAUAUCUCUAUGGACUCUCGAAGCUUGGAGGGUUAACUCCACCCAUGAAUUACUACAGGAACAAGUCCAGCUGGGUUCCUGCAAAGCGCAAGGAUAUACUGGUGCCCACCCUGCUGAUCUGGGGAGAAAAAGAUAUAUACUUGGAAAAAGGACUUGUCCCACUUGCACAGCAGUAUGUCCGCAAGAGCGUCCAGGUGCAUUGCAUCCCUGAAGCUAGCCACUGGGUUAGUGAGGAUCAGCCUGAGAAAGUCAAUCAGUUGAUGUGGCAUUUCCUCUGCGAGAGAGAAUAAGAAUAAGGACGAGCCGACUGCUUGGUACACAGAAAGAUCCCUUCUUCUCUGCUCACAUCCUCUGAAAAUGUUUCCGCUCCAUACCAGAGCCUGAAUCCAAUGGAACUGAUCUUGCCACCCGACACUUGUUCUCUACGGAGGAUCUCUUCAGAGUUUCCGGCAUGGGGCUUCCUGAUGACAGAACCGGAAGGAUGCUGUGCUCUACAAUAGUUGAUCUAGCUCUGUAUUAUGAGGCUGCAAUACCUGUGGAAGAAGACGACUUUCCUUUCAUACUUCUCCGGUUCUGUAUACCUUGCCACAGAUGUUUUUCAGACUGCAGCCACCUUUCGUGUUUUCACCACUGUUGUGACAGUUCUAAUUAUGUUAUCAGUGAGAUCAGUUCAUACUGA
Molecule: messenger RNA, 1596 nt
Organism: Heteronotia binoei (common prickly gecko)
Lineage: Eukaryota; Metazoa; Chordata; Lepidosauria; Squamata; Gekkonidae
Gene: EPHX3
Product: epoxide hydrolase 3
Exons: 8
Coding region: 101-1207 (368 amino acids)
Molecular function (GO): hydrolase activity
Source: RefSeq, a predicted model, not a curated record